This is a messenger RNA of Cylas formicarius (sweet potato weevil), 5483 nucleotides long. RefSeq names its product G protein-coupled receptor kinase 2 (gene Gprk2). Gene Ontology annotation, cellular component: cytoplasm. Gene Ontology annotation, molecular function: ATP binding; G protein-coupled receptor kinase activity. Bases 538 to 2292 code for a protein of 584 amino acids. The record is from RefSeq and is a predicted model, not a curated record. Lineage: Eukaryota; Metazoa; Arthropoda; Insecta; Coleoptera; Brentidae. Gene Ontology annotation, biological process: protein phosphorylation; regulation of signal transduction; signal transduction. The transcript has 2 exons.
GAAGGUUGCCCAUAAUUUUAGGGUAAUUAAUUUGAUUCCACUGUUAAUUUUAGGUUGUAAACUUUAUGGGAAGCGAAACUAUAAUUAAUAUCAAUGGACUGAUUGUAUUUAUCGUUAUCGUUCACAAAAGGUUUGCAUUAAAUUUAUUCUAACACAGAAUAAGCAGCACAAUGCGGAGCAACUGGCAACAUGUCAAUGGCAUAUCCUAGAAAAUAAUAAAAACGCCUUAAAACUUCGUGUUUAUCGAAUUUUUGUGAGGAAUAAUGUUAAUUGUAAACAAAUUUUGCAAAAUUCGUGGCGUAGAGAAUCGUUUAAUAGAGUAUUUGAACCAUAUUGAAGCAAGGACUUGCUCCCACACGAAUGUUUUCUAUGAAAGUGGAUGCGGAGGUUCCAAAUAAGUUCUCAGUGCAGUGCCACGGCUCUGUAGAGGAAGUCAUAACCUCUCUUAUCAUUUUUACAAAUUGACCCAAAAAUUAAUGGAAACGGGUCGUUUUCGGCCCGAAAAGCCGGGUAACAAACACAAUCAAACUGGAACUCAUGGAAUUAGAAAAUAUUGUGGCCAACACUGUUUACCUAAAAGCGAGGGAGGGUGGUUCAGAUACCAACAAAGGUAAAAGCAAAAAGUGGAGGAAGAUUUUGCAGUUUCCUCACAUAUCUCAGUGCAUCGAUCUAGUAAAUCAAAUAGAUAUUCGGUAUGAUUAUGUCAUUGAACAACAACCAAUUGGUAAACUGUUGUUCGCGCAGUGGUGCGAGGUUAAGGGACCCCAAUGUCACCAGCGUUUACGUUUCUUAGAUGCUGUUAAACGAUAUGAACUAGAGACAGAUGACCAACAAGAAGAGUUGGUCAGUGUUCUCAAAAAAGAAUUUUUGGUUAGUGCCGAAGGUCCAGAGGGUAUAAUGUUAGGAAUUAAUAUCCCUGACUUGGCCAUUGGAGACAGGCUUGCUAACAAUCAAGACAAGGACUUGCUAACGCAGUAUGUUCAGGCUGUCAGGAAUUAUUUAGCGGGCGACCCUUUUCUGGAAUUUACGAAAUCGAUGUAUUUUCAUCGUUACUUGCAAUGGAAAUGGCUAGAAUCUCAACCAGUUACCUACAAGACUUUUCGAAUGUAUCGUGUUUUAGGCAAAGGUGGGUUUGGUGAAGUGUGUGCCUGUCAAGUUAGAGCAACAGGUAAGAUGUAUGCCUGCAAAAAAUUGGAAAAAAAACGCAUUAAGAAGAGAAAGGGUGAAGCAAUGGUAUUGAUUGAAAAACAAAUUUUGCAAAAAAUCAACUCACGCUUUGUUGUAAACUUAUCUUAUGCUUACGAAACCAAAGAUGUAUUGUGCCUAGUACUUACUAUAAUGAAUGGAGGUGAUUUAAAGUUCCACAUUUACAAUAUGGGUAGCGAACCGGGUUUGGAUAUUACCAGAGCAAGAUUUUACUCAGCUGAAGUGAUAUGUGGUCUUGAACACUUACAUCAACAGGGUAUUGUUUAUAGGGAUUGUAAACCAGAAAAUAUAUUACUAGAUGAUGAAGGUCAUGUUCGGAUCUCAGAUUUAGGUUUAGCAGUAGAAAUUCCGGAAGGUGAAUCAGUUAGAGGUAGAGUUGGUACAGUAGGAUAUAUGGCGCCGGAGGUUAUAGAUAAUGAAAGAUAUACAUUCAGUCCUGAUUGGUUUAGUUUUGGUUGUUUGUUGUAUGAAAUGAUCGAAGGUCAAGCACCAUUCAGGGCUAGAAAAGAAAAGGUUAAACGGGAAGAAGUAGAUCGUAGGGUAAAAACUGUACAGGAGAAGUAUUCAAAUAAGUUUAGUGAAGACAGCAAGACUUUGUGCCAACAGCUGCUAGCAAAAAAUCCGUCUCAACGACUGGGAGGAAAAGCUGGAAGAAAUGGUGCCGCUCAGGUUAAGCAACAUCCAUUUUUUCAGACUAUAAAUUGGAGACGAUUAGAAGCGGGCCUGAUAGAUCCACCAUUUGUUCCUGAUCCUCAUGCUGUCUAUGCAAAAGAUGUCUUAGAUAUUGAACAAUUUUCAACAGUUAAAGGUGUAGAUAUAGACGAGAGUGAUACCACUUUUUACAGCAAAUUCAAUACGGGAUGUGUGUCGAUACCCUGGCAGACAGAAAUGAUAGAGACUGAUUGUUUUAGGCAAUUGAAUGUGUUUGGGAUUAAUAACACUAGAUCGCCAGAUUUGAUAUUACAGCCAGCGGCCGCAAUAGAUAAUAAAGGUUGUUUUCCAUUCCGACGGAAGAAAAAACAACUUCCGAGGUCCCAACCAGUACCUAUUAAUCCUAAUUUAUUGUCUCAGGUGAUUGAUAGCUGAUAUAACUCUGUUAAUUGUGUCAUUGUAGUUAUAUAAGAUUUUAAAUUAUCAUUUUUGUCGUGUUAGCACUUUUCAACCUAUCUUUGUAUAUAUAUAAAAAUAAGCUUACAGCAUAUUUCACUAAUUAUGUUAUUUUUAUACAAUUGUUGCAUCUGUUAACAUUGAUACUCAAAGUCUCAGACUUUUUACCCUGACAUGGCACAAUGGUAAAGCUAACUUAUGAUCAAUAUAACCCUUCCAUUUAUUACUAGCACCUUGGGGAUUUACAAAAAGAUUGUUAUUAUCAAAUGAGAAAUUUUAGCAUAUAAAUUACUGGCAGACAACAACAUAUUUUAUGUUAUUUGAUAAACAAAGCCACAAAUGGUGAAUGGGAGAAUAUUUUAUCUCAAGAAUGGAGGCGAAGAGAAAAUUUGCAAAGCCUUCAUUGAAACAAUUAGGUUUGUGUGAAUGUUUCUCUACUUGGGAUAUAUUCCCAAUUUUGUAAUAAAUGGCUACAAAAUUUCUUGGUGAAAACAAUUCCAAAUUGCAUGUGGGCAGUUAAAUUAAUUAUUUUAAAAAAAUCGGUAAUAACCAUUUAAUAUAUCUGUUUUUAACAAUCUUUUGUGAUAAACGUAGUGACUUGGUACUGUCAAUUGAUUAGUGCCUAACUUGCAAGAUUCACCAAUAGUAUGUGAAAAACAAUGAUGUAAAUUUUUUAGCGAAAUUUUUAAUGUCUGCAUGAAGAUAAUAUUGCAUGUUUACCAUUUUAUCUAAUAUAGCUACUUGUAUCCUAAUAUUUUUGUUACUUAAGUGAUUUGUUUGCUGAAUCUCAGAAGGAAAAAUAAUGUUGUCACUAGUCUUCCGUUCAAAUUAUACUUGCUGAAAAUUAAAAGCAGUUUUUUUAUUAUUAUUCUUACUAAACACUACACAAAUUACAUUUUUCGUCUUUAGUAAAAAAAUGUUGUUCUACAGGUACUUAUUUUCAGUUGUUUGUUUUGUGUUUAUUUUGAUUAUUCAAGUAUAAAUGUACUCAAUAAAUCCUGUAUUUAUAGUUAUCAGAUAUGUAAUUCUUAAAGACAUAGAAGUGCUUCUCAAACAUAUUGUUAUUGUCCACCAAAUUGAUUUAUUUGAAAUCUUCAAUCAUAUCAUGAACAGUAUACUGAGCUAAAAGGAGGAUGUGAGGAUACAAAGCAGAAGAAUUAAUUAAAGAAAAAAUAGAAAAUGUUCGACAUUCGAUAUACAGGGUGUCCCAGCUUAUGGGUUCUAACAUCUAACUGCUCAUGCUCUACAUUUAUCAUUAAAAUAUUUAAAACAAAAGUACCUAAUUUAUUAAUAUUAAAUUCAUUUUACUGAUGUUUUAUUGGAACGCUAUACUUUGAAAGUUUACUUUUAUAAGUCGCAUUAGAUUGAAACUUUUGAAGUUUGAUGUUAAAGCUGGUACAUGAUUAUAUUAAUUGGAUUGCUACUACUAAAGUAAUAUAUUUAUAUCAGUAGCGCCAAACCUAUGUACAAAGUGUAAUGUUUAACGUUUUCAGUUCUAAUACACAAUGGCGAUCGAUUUUGUGGGGCUUUUAUUUCUAAAUUUUUGGAGACGUACUUAUAUCAAUAACUAGCCCAAUCUAUUCAUGGCAACUUAAAUUCGUUUAUGCCGGUGUGGAUGUUCCGUCAUUUGCUUAGACAAAUUUAAAUAGUACAGUUAUCCAUCUGUAGAUGGCAGAGUCACUAAACUUUCCACAUACAAUUGUUGAUCCAAAAUGUAUACUCAUCCAACGGAUUAACUCCAUCUUCUUGCCUGCUAGAGGGUAUUCUUGUUUAUCGUUUGAAAUUUUCUCUUAUUUACAUUUUUUUUCUGCUACAAUGACAAUGUCAGUCGCACAUAAUAACAAAUAGUCAGUUAUAUUGCCUUUUAUUAACUGCACACUAAUCGAUCAAAAAUAUGAAUAAUUAGUAGUCAGAUGGCGAUUCAGACAUGUACAGUAUAUGAUUUGCAUGGCGGAACAUCUAUCCUAUAUUCAAUAUGAAAGGCUAUAUAUAGGAAGCGUUGCUGUAAAAAAAGAGACUGACGCACAAAAUACCUGUAUAUGUUCUGAAUUAAAUCACCAUUUGGUGAUGUUUUUAUCAGAACGUAUUUUAAGUUGAUAGUGGCGUUUAAAGUAAAUGCCAAGUAUUUACUGGGUUUGCCGUUGCAUUUUUAGUUAUGUUCCUUCCGCGCUUGUCUAACAUUGUAUCUCACAAACAACAUGUAUACAUUUUACAUCCUGUAGAUAUUUUUGUUUUUAGCAAGAAUAGUAGAAAUUAAUAUUGAUGUAUUUAUUGUGAUAGUAUAAUGUAUCCUAUUUACUAUUUUCAUACAAUUCUAUUUUUCUUAUUUUGCUUUAUUUAUUAGAAUAAAUAAAUAAUAAAAACUUAUUUCGAUAACUUUUUUUUUGUUCUUGGAAAACGUAGUAACCUAUUUGUAGUUUAAGCGAUUUACAACAUUUUUCAGGUUCAAUACCUGCCGAAUAUGUGGAUUAUUUUGGUACAGAAAACAUGUAAAUAGACAUAUAGUUAUCGGUACAGAGUAAACAAUGUUUAUAUAAAAUAAAAUCUCAGACGCUUAACAUUUGCAUAUUUUUUAGUAUUUGACUUAAAUUGUCUACUGUUUCGAAUAUAUUUGGCGAAUUUUGCAAAUGUAAAAUAUGAUGAUUGUACGUUGACUGAAUAGUUUGUUUACUAACACCAAAGUCAGCUAUUUCUUUCUAUUUGAACUAUUGGAAUUGGAACAGAGCGAAAUGUGGCAAAAUGUCGAUUUUUUAAAUGUUUUAUUAGAUUAUAGUGUGACAAAUGAAAUUUGAGCUCAAAGCAGAAAAUAGUACUUAUAGAUACAUCUUGCGUAGAAAAACAAGAGCAUUAUUAUGUUGCAUUUGUAUAUUUUUUUAAAAGCUAAAGUAGGUAAAAAAGACAGCCAAUUAUAUCUUAAAAAUAAACUACUUAACCUCAUGCACUUUUCGAGUAUCGCAAGCAGUAUAGGGUUAGUCCAAAAACUAUCCACAAUAACCAAAAUAAAUCAACAUGUACAAGGGGGGGGGAUGUUAUCAUUUAUUUGCGGUUCCAAUAAUAUCUUGGACGAGUUUACUGUUGGCUGUAGAUGACAAAUUUUUCUCGUCCUAUUAGCCCGGAUACGCUAACAUAUGCGCGAUAAUAUUGUACGUCGUUAUUUGUGAAAUUUAUAA